AUUUAUAAUCUUUUAUGCCAUACUAAGUCAUAAUAUAAUAUUUCUUCAUAUUUUACAUUAAUAACCAUUAUUUUUAUAUAUCGUCUACAAUUUUCUAAUUACGUCAGUUUGUUCUAUUUUUUAUAUGAUAUCGAAUAUUCAUCAUAAAUAGAUGGUUUAAGAUGCAAAAAUUAUUUACUUGGUGAAUAUAAUACAUCAAAUAUUACAAAUACAUCAUUUAGUUAAAUAAAUAACCAAAAACCAAAAAUUCAUACCUGUGCUGGCGCGCAGGUCAAUAUCUAGUUUGAUUUAAUUGAUAAGCUACUGAAAUGUACACGAUUCUAGCUCAUUUCAUAUAUAUUUACUGGUGCGUAUAUGUAUAUAUGAUUUGUCAGCACACUAGAACCCAUUAUUUGAUAAUGCCUUUCCAAAUCUAAACACUGCAAUAAAAAUCAAUGACGGUUUCAAGCUCUUCUUUCCCUCCUCUUUGCGAAAAGAUCUCUCACACCAGCUUUUUCUUAAGAGUUGUGGAUCUCACCAUUUUGGGUCUUCUCUUUUCUCUUCUUUUGUACCGAAUCCUACAUAUGAGAGAGAACGACAAUGUUUGGCUCGUCGCUUUCCUCUGUGAAUCUGGUUUCACAUUCAUAUGGCUGAUUAUUACCUGCAUAAAAUGGAGUCCCGCUGAAGAUAAACCCUAUCCAAAUAGACUUGAUGAAAGGAUUUGUGACCUUCCUUCGGUAGAUAUGUUCGUGCCCACUGCCAAUCCUGUUAGAGAACCGCCAAUAAUUGUUGCGAACACCGUGCUUUCGCUGCUAGCUUUGAAUUAUCCAGCGAAUAAGCUAGCAUGUUAUGUGUCGGACGAUGGAUGUUCACCUCUCACUUACUUCUCUCUCAAGGAAACUUUUAAGUUCGCCAAGAUUUGGGUUCCCUUCUGCAAGAAAUACAACGUUAGAGUUAGAGCUCCUUUUAGAUAUUUCUUAAACCCUUUGGUCGCAGCAUACGAUUCAGAGUUCAGGAAAGACUGGAAAAUGACGAAGAGGGAGUACGAGAAGUUAAGGCGGAAAGUUGAAGAUUCCACCGGAGACUCCUUCUUGUUGGACGGGGACGAUGAAUUGGAAACCUUCUCAAACGCAAAACCAAAUAAUCAUUCAACUAUAGUUAAGGUCGUAUGGGAGAAUAAGGGAGGUGUAGGAGACGAGAAAGAAGUCCCUCAUCUUGUAUACAUAUCAAGGGAGAAAAGACCGGAUUACGUUCAUCACUACAAAUCUGGAGCCAUGAACUUUCUGUUAAGAGUAUCAGGAUUGAUGACAAAUGCACCAUACAUGUUGAAUGUAGACUGCGACAUGUAUGCCAAUGAAGCAGAUGUGGUGCGACAAGCAAUGUGUGUAUUUUUACAAAAGUCAAAGAGUCCAGACCGUUGUGCUUUUGUUCAGUUCCCUCAAGAGUUCUAUGAUUCUAACUCCGACGAACUAGCCGUCGUACAAUCAUAUUUGGGAAGAGGUGUUGCAGGAAUCCAAGGACCGCUAUAUUGUGGCUCAGGAUGCUUCCAUACUAGAAGAGUUAUGUACGGUUUAUCUCCAGAUAAUUUGGAAAAUAACGGAGAUCUUUCGUCGUCUGCUACAAUAGAGUUUUUGGAUGAGGAUAGUUUAGCGAGGAAAUUUGGGAGUUCUAAAGAGUUGGUCAUAUCGAUUGUGGAAGCAUUACAAGGAAAAUCAAAUCCCAAAACUAGCCUUACAGACUUCAUAGAAGCGGCUCAAAUGGUGGGGCAUUGUCACUACGAGCACCAAACCAAUUGGGGGAAAACUCUCGGUUGUUUAUACGAUUCUGUGGCGGAAGAUAUGAACACAAGUAUUGGAAUCCAUUUGAGAGGAUGGAGUAGCUCAUACAUUUGUCCGGAUCCACCUGCGUUUCUUGGAUCUACGCCGUCGGUGGGAUUUGAGGCGAUAGUACAGCAGCGGCGAUGGGGGACGGGAGCGAUCGAAGUCCUUUUUAACAAGCAAAGUCCGUUAAGAGGAAUGUUUAGCAGCAAAAUAAGAUUCCGACAACGAUUAGCUUAUCUUUGGGUUCUAAUGUGUCUAAGGUCAAUCCCUGAGCUAUUUUAUUGUCUCUUGCCUGCGUAUUGCCUGCUUCGCAACACGGCCUUAUAUCCCAAGGGACCUUGUCUAGCCAUAACUGUCACAAUUGUGGUGAUGCACUGCCUCUAUACUCUAUGGCAAUUUAUCAACAAUGGUUUUUCAGUACGAUCGUGGUAUGUCUCCCAGUCACUUUGGAGGAUUCUAGCCACUUGUGGUUGGUUAUUUAGCAUCCAUGAUAUCCUACUUAAACUUCUUGGAAUCUCGAAUGUCGGGUUCGUAGUUGCUAAAAAGACUACCCCAAAGACCAUGCCAAUAUCCGGGUGUGAUAGACGAGUUGAUGAUUAUUUGGAUGGAUUGGUGCUACUGGACAGUUUUUUCAUUCAGUGAUUAAUACGAAUCUUAAAUUUUUUUAUGGAUUGUGAGUUGUGAAAGUAGAAAAAAUAAAAGAGAUACUUUCAUAGUGCAAAGUGUCACGAAAUAAGGACUCAUGCACUCAUAUGUCGUCUUAGCCAUCCUUUUUGGUUGGUGAAACUCUUUGCCUCCGAAAAGUUCUUAUCCUUUCAGUUUAGGCUUUUGUCGAAUAUGGGGUGAUGUGGUAUGCCAAUUCCCUAUCUUAUUUUGGGGUGGGAUUGGCUGUCGGUGUAGCGUUAAGCUGGAUAGUCUCGAAGGACAUCGAUUCCAAGAGGAAUAUUCGUUCGACGAGAACUCAAUGAUCCUUGAUUCUGAAAAAUGGCAUUGAUUCCGAAGAAUACCAAAGACAAGAACUGAAAAGUUAUAGGGUUUAUAUUUAACAAUCAAACUAGAGUUUGACCCGCACAUAUAUGCAGGUGUUUGAUUUAGUCUUUAUAUAAAUAUUUAUAUUAUUUUAAAUGUUUAGUGUUUAAUAUUUUAAACAUUUUCCAUACAUUUAAAUGUUUAUAUGACUUUUAAACCAUAAAAGUUGAAUAAGUUACAUGUUUUAAUUUAAUUUAUUGUUACCAUAAUUAAAUUGGUAUAUAUAUAUAUAUAUCUUAUUAUAUUUGCAUGUAAUUAUCAGAUAAAUGAAUAUAUGUGUGAAAGUAGAUCCCUCGAAGGAAAUGCCAAAAUCUAUGAACUUCACUUUUCAAGGUAAGGAUACAUUGGUGGAAUACACAUACCCAUGUUUGCCACCGAAAUGCACAGUUUUUUUUUUUUGGUAAAAUGUUAAAUAUUAUACCAAUUUUCAAUUUUAGACAGACUUUACAACAGAUAACAAGUAGCGGAAACUGAAUCAACAACACAACAAGAAAACAAACUACGAACAACAAGCAAGGACCAAACCGAACAGCAAUGCAGCAUAACCGGUAAAAUGGAGUGAUAGCGAGACGAGGUAGGACCUUACAACCCUGAAACUAGAUGAGAAGACCGGGUAGUUGCCGCGAGCUACCGAGAGAAGGGUGCCCUCAAACCCUGAAUGCUACAGUUCCUACAGCUUUUAACCGAUUAACCCAUAACGAACCAGAGCGAAGAAUCCAACCACGAACAAAGAGCAGGCAAGAUAAAAGAGACCACCGGCAGUACGAGGAAGAGCCGAAGACUGACGAUGCCGUCGUUCAGUAGAUUACGCCGGAGAUUACAGCCUCCAUUGCAUUCCACCGGGACCGUAUACACCCAUUUAACCAUAACCCGAAGCGAAUAUGUAUCGGAAGACGGACAACUCCUCUGGAAGAGACAAAACCGAAGCCACACUCGAAGACCGCAGACUAAAUACCACACCAAGAAACACAAACUAACCGGAAAUUGCUGCCAAGCCAUGAACACAAACCUGCUGAGUUUAUUUGAGUAAAGCUAGCAACGUAGCAGGCUACAAACGUCGUUACCACAAAGAUCUGAACGGGCAAGGAAACACACAGGGCCUAAGCAAGCUGAAGCACACCACUGAAACCCCACUCUACGCGACGCCACAAGGGAGCUCGGACCAACAGACGGACGUCUCCGUCACCGGCGAGACCCACGCGCACCAACCGUCAGAGAACAUGACGGAGUCACCUCAGAUAGAGUAGAGAGAACUCGAGUCACCAUAAACCGGCGCCACAAACCCUCACGGGUUACCGAGAUCUGGCGAACCCUAGAACCCCAACUCCCCACGCAGCCACAUACACCACCAGACGCAACACAUGAGGUGAAAAGAGACUGUUGAAGAGCUUAACGACACUGCACGCGCCACCAACUCGGUGAAGCUUUACUGGAUCUCGGGAAAAACGCUGGAAAACUCCGAUUCAGACAAGGGUACAUCACGGCAGUGGAAGGAACCGUCCUCUAGCUACCCCGCCGCCGAUAACCCGAGAUCUGUGGUUGGAGUGACCAGAUCUGAGAAACAGCCGAACAACACCCUCACCGAAGAACAACGUAGAAGACAGAAGAGAGGCAAAGAAGAACGCAAACAGAGGAGAGGCAAGGUCCGGCGGCCACAAGGAGGUGGCUAAUGGUGAAGAGAAAACCCUAAGGUAGAGAGACGGGAGAGAAAACGUGUUUAGGAGAGAGAGAAACUUCCUUUAGGAUGGUUCUUGUCCUCCGACACCUCCAUCCGAAAUGCACAGUUUGUGGCAAAUGGGGUCAUUAUGCCAUAGCUUGUCACAGAGUUAAAGAGAAUGACGUGGAAAAUGAGGGGUUAAAGCUGGAACAUCUGAAACAAAUCAGAAUGAGGAGGUAGAGAAACAACAAAGGAAGGAGCAUGAGGAACAGAACAACAAGGAGGGUGAGAAACAGGAAAUGGAGGUAAAGUCGCAGAAUGUGGAGGAUGUAACGGAAAACCAGAAUUGGGAGUUCUCUGAAGUUCAAGGAAUGGAGAAAGUAGUAAAUACAACUCCUGAAAUAAAUAAAAACACAAGAAAGUCAAAAAAAAAAAGCAAGGAGAGAAACAUUUCAUCUGAAGCUUCAAGAAAGGUCAAAUCAGUGAGUUAGAAAAAAAACAAAAGAGGAAGAAUGGCAGGAUGUUUCUCCGGGUAAAGCUAGUAGAUCGCCAAACAUGAGUAAAUAAUUGAAAUUUGGCCAGGUAUCGAUCUCUAGAUUUGCAAUAUUGGAUCAUGAAGAAGAAGAAGAAGAAGAGAGAUAAUGGAGAAGAAUUUGGGAAAUAAAAAUGAUGUAGAAGAAAGAGAUGAAGCUACAUAUUUGAGUCUAGUAAAGGAGAAGGAAGCCAUUAUCUUGAGACAAUCUCUACCGAGUGAAUCAAAUGAUAAACAAAAGUUCUAAUCAGAGGUGUCUGUUCAGAAGGCUAGGCAUGAUGAUCCUAGUCAUCUGAACAGAAAGAAGAACCGAAUAAACGCAUAAUGUCAGGUUUCUUUUGGAAUAUGUGUGGUUUUAACAAAUCAACUAAGCAUGUUGUAGUCUGUGACUAGAUAAAAAAUCAUUCUCUACAAUUUGGAAGUUUAUUAGAGAUGAGAGUUAAGGAAGGGAGGGCUGAAAAGAUUGUAUAUUCAGUAGUUCAAAAUUGGUCUUUCAUGUCAAACUAUGAGCAUCACCGCCUUGGUCGCAUUUGGGUAAUAUGGGGGCCUUCUGUUAGGAUGACUCCAGUAAUCAAGAGCAGUCAGGUCAUUAAUUAGUUGUUCAGUGUUGACUGACGGGAAGGAAGAAGAGAUGUUUUGUUCUUUUGUACGAGAAAUACUUAGGUUCACCUCCUAGGUGAACUUUUAAAUUCAUCUCUCUUCUAAUAACCAAUCAAAAUGCCACGUAGAUUAUUAAUAAAAAAUAAAUUAAAAAAAAAGCUGAAAAAAAUUAUGGUAAUUUUAACGAUGCUAAUGUUGUCAGCUAAACCCUAAAUUUUUAGUCUCUCUAAAUCUAAACCCUAUACCCUAAAUCCAAACUCUACACCCCAAAAACCCAACCCUAAACCCUAAAGCUAAACAAUAUAUCCUAAAUCCCAAACCCAAACUGUAAUACCACCCGUCUUAAAAAAAAACCAUAAUUUCGAUUUUAUGGAAUUUCUCGGGGAAGCCGAAGGCUCCGAAAAUAUUUAUCCUCAAGGUUAAAGUUAGUCUGGAGUCUAUUAAAAAUAUUUAGCUCAUCAGAACGGGAGCGGAAAAAUAUUCGGGAUUGACCGCGGGACGAAAAUUCACCAGACGGGCCGAAAUCGCGCAAAUCGACCGUGAAGCUCAAGGUGGCUUAAUCUCAGGGAUCAGGACGUGGUGUCAACCAUUUAACCUGCUGAGUGUCAACAGAAAAAGGAGGUGUAGUCGUGCAUGAAGCAUUUCCAUGCAGCUCGAAAAACAGAAGAACAAGGUGUCAUAGUACAUGUGAUCUGCGCAUGCGAACCGACAUGCAGAGGCAUGUGUGUCGUGACGCAUAAACCCCAAACAUGCUGAGAGCCAUGUGGACGUGGUUGUGUCUUCUGGCAUGUAAAGGAGGCAUGCAACAGGGCAUGUGGACGCCCAUGUGUCACCACGCAUGCGACCGGAAGUAUGCAGGACGACACACAGGCGAUCGGGUGGCUCAUUCUUAUUGGCCGGCAACUUCUAUAUAUACCCAGCUACCCUAGUUCAUUUUUACUCAUUCAUACAGACCAAGGAAACUCCAAAACUUGGUUUAGAAAGAAAGAGAGAAAGAAGUGAGGUGCUUUAGAAGUAUAGACAUUUCCGAAAACCGAUAAACUGCCGGGAAGUUCCGAAAGACGUCCAGAAGUGAAAGAAGGUUCUUUCUGAGUUCUGAUCAGUACAGACCAGUUCAUUCAAGACAUUGAGGUUUAUUUUGGGAUUUAACAUCACAGUACCAAGACGAAGUUUUGGAGGGGAUAAAAGGGUUUAGUCAGUAUUCGAAAUCAAAGAGUCGAGCCACAUUGCUUAAUCACCGUGAGUCACGGUUAAUUGUUUGUUAACGAAUUUUUAAUGCAGGUUCCUGACAUCGGAGACGGCUUCCGAGCUAGGAUAGCCGGACCGGUCUAGGUGUCAUUCUGUGGAUCCGAGGCUUGAGACGAUGUCUGGGGUAAGUGGAUAGCAAGAUUAGUCUCUGCACCCGGAUUAUUGUGAUUGUGUGAUAUGAUAUGUUGUUAUAGUGUGUACCUCGUGUUGGUCAUGUUGUGUGAGAACCUCGUGGUGGUUCUAGUAGUAGUUUGCAGGUCAUUGCUUCCUCAAAUGGUACAACUAAGCCGGUUGUGGUCCGGAAAGUGGUGGGCUCGGUUUAACUUGGCUUGAUCACCAAGGCCGAGUGUCACACGUGGAUGUGACAGCCCCAGGCGAGUCCGAUAGAGAACCAGGACAUGGCGAUUCCGAUUGAGGACCGUGACCGGGCGAUUCCCGAGCGCCUACGCCUGUGUGGUGUAAUAGUUAAGGGAUUGCCGGUGUCCCUUAUGUGGAGGAAGAAUGAUUAUGUUGAGCCCUAGGAGUAAAUAUAUAUAUGGUUGAUUGAUAUGACACUCAUAAAGAGUGUUUGAUUUAUUAUGGUUUAAUGGUUUAUUGCUCAAAUCUGUCAUGCUUUAUGAUCUUGAAUAUUGAUUGUUGAACUACCCGUCUUGCUUGUGUUUGGGGUGGGGUUUAGAAUGACGGGUAGUUGUAUAUGCUAGAUAGGGAACCCUGGCUCACUGAGUGAAACUAGUUCAUUCACUCCUCACAUCCUUUGCAGGUGACGAGUAGAAAAGACCAUACCGCUCGCGGAACUGUAGGAGCUGGUGUAGAUUGGACAUCUUUUGCUAAAGACUCGUUUUCAAGAUAUAUGAAUGUAUGUUUUACUUUCAAUAUUGUGGCAAAUCCGUUGCAAUGCACUAUUUUUCUUGUAGUGGGCUCUGUUAGGUGAUGAGAGACUCUAUGAGGCGAUGAGAGGCUCUGUGUGGCGAUGAGAGCUUGUGUUGAUGCCUUUCUUCCGUUCGCGUUCUCUCCGUUGAUUGCUCGUAGACUCUCGAAACUAUUUCGUUAGUUUUACACAAGUUUUUUUCCAUAAACAUUUUCCAAAAGCUUUUUUGCGGAAGAUUAUAUCACAAAAUUUCCUAUGAGUUUUUUCCGUGGAAACUUUUCAAAUUUUGUUCUACGGAAGAUUGUUUCGUAAAACUUGUCAUUUAUCGCAAAAAAAACUUCCUCAAGAAUGUUUUUCUGAUAUUUUCUUGUUCGGAUAGUAACUCUUUCAUUUCUUGUUCGGGAUGAAAUACACGAAGUUUUGUUUUCAUAUCCUUAUUUUAAUAAGCUUGGUUUAUGCAGUGUAGUUUCUUUGACAAUUCCAGCUCAUAUUUGUUUAAGGUUCUUUUUCUCAGAAGAUAUUUAGCCGUUGAUUUCGUUGACCGAUUUUGACCCCAACUGUUAGUCCCCCUAACUUGUUUUUUUUUACUUCCACUUCCUCCUUUUUUAUGAAGGAGAAAGGCUGAACCUAUGAUUUGAUGGGUUGUGUACGUUCUCCUUCCAAUGAUUAAGAUGAUCGACAAUCCGGGUCAACUUAAAGAUGACGACGGGAUUGCGAUUUUCAGGUUGCCAACUCCGAAUGAGUUGGUUUUAAGAAAACUACUAGGAACGAGUCGGUUUUAGGACAAUGUUUGUGUCUCUAGUUACUUCUUUCCUCAGGAAGCGAUCUGAGUAUGAUGCGUGACAUCGUUUCUUGGUGUUGCGAGAGACUAAAUCAGUCCGCGAGAUCUGCCUGAACAUUCAAGGAACAGUAGAACGAGAUAGAGGAAUCAUCUAAGACUUAGUUCGCUAGACUAUCUACCUAGAUUCUAAAUUCCCUAAAAUUUAUGAAAAACUCCUAGUCGUUUCUCUUUUUUACGAAAAUUACAAAUCUGAUUUCAACGUUUUCCAGGUCGGACAUACCUUACAUUUAAUUAUAAUAUAUUUUGAUAUCUUUUCAUUUAAAAUAUAAAUAAAUAUAUUUAUUUAUGUAUAUAUAUUAAAAACUUCGAAAAAAUCUGUUUAAAAAGAUUGCGACAAGAUCUAAAUUUUAAAAAAUUAUAUGUAAAUAUUUUCACUAAUUUCUUAAUUAGUUUUGAAAUAUUAUUAUACUUUAAUAUAUACAUUUAUCGUUUAUAAAAUAAAAAAAUAUUAUAUCCUAUUUUUAUUUAUUAUAUGAUCACAAACAAUCAUAUUAAAAGAAAAUUAUUAUGUUGAUCUAAAUAUUUUACCAAUAUCAUAAUUUUCACAUGGUAUAUGUAAAUAUUUUAACUAAUUAUGUAAUUAGAAAUUAACUAUUAUUAUGCAUUAUUCUGUAUAAGAGUUUUGUUUAUAAAAUUAAAAAUAAAAAUUCUAUCCUACUUUAUCUAUUUUAUAACAUAAUCAAUUAUUUUAAAAUAAAAUAAUUAUAUUGAACUAUAUAUGAUAAAAUUAUAUUAAAUUGAUAGAUUUAUAAAUUUUAUUUUCAUAAAAACCAAAUAUUUAUGUUAAAAAAAUAUAAUAUGAUUACAGAAUGGCUUAACAUUAGCAGAAUACAAUACAUGUAUAAAAAUUAACAUAUCUUAAACUUUUGUAUAUACAACAAUAUAAGAGAAUUCGGCCAAAAAAAACACGAACUUUUCACGAAUUGCCAAAGAAAACUUGUACUCGAGCCUGGCCAAAAAAAUCAUUUACUUUUGUUGACUUUUUUAGUUUAUUAAUAAACUUAAGAUUGACUUUCCAAUUUAGCACGCCGUGAACGACGUCGUUUUAUCUUAUUUGAAAACGACGUCGUUUUACAAGAUUUGAAAUUAAAAAUAUGUACACCCCUAGAUUCGAACCCAGGUAGGUUGGUCAAAUGGCAAGGUCUUUUACCACUGGACUACUGGCACUUUCAAUGUACUUACUAACAUGUUUACUUUUAUUUGGUACGUAUUAAAUAUAAAAAAUUCUCUAAAAACUUAACAAGAUCUUUAAAAUUCCAAAAAAAUUAAAAAAAAUAAAGAAGAUUUUUAUAAAAUUAAUUUAGAAAUUAAAAUUAAAAAUAAAAUUUUAUUUUUCUUUU
Brassica rapa (field mustard) is the source of this 9914-nucleotide messenger RNA. RefSeq names its product cellulose synthase-like protein B6. Gene Ontology annotation, biological process: cellulose biosynthetic process. The record is from RefSeq and is a predicted model, not a curated record. NCBI's taxonomy places the organism in Eukaryota, Viridiplantae, Streptophyta, Magnoliopsida, Brassicales, Brassicaceae. Gene Ontology annotation, molecular function: cellulose synthase (UDP-forming) activity. Gene Ontology annotation, cellular component: membrane.